Molecule: messenger RNA, 1632 nt
Organism: Stegastes partitus (bicolor damselfish)
Lineage: Eukaryota; Metazoa; Chordata; Actinopteri; Pomacentridae
Product: cytochrome P450 3A27-like
Exons: 13
Coding region: 109-1605 (498 amino acids)
Molecular function (GO): steroid hydroxylase activity; oxidoreductase activity, acting on paired donors, with incorporation or reduction of molecular oxygen, reduced flavin or flavoprotein as one donor, and incorporation of one atom of oxygen; heme binding
Source: RefSeq, a predicted model, not a curated record
UGUAAAAAAUGACCAGCCUCCUCUGACAUACAUUUAAGAGCCCUGCUGGUGGUGCACUUCAGUGUUUCUCCAGUGUUUGUUGUCCGGCUCUGUCGCAGCAAAGCCAAGAUGUUUUUCGACUUGUUUUCAGCAACAACAUGGACUUUACUGGCUCUCUUUUUCGCCCUGUUUUUCCUGUAUGGAAUUUGGCCAUACAGGUUUUUCUCAAAGCUGGGGAUUGAAGGACCAAGACCUCUGCCAUUUAUUGGAACAAUGCACCACGUUGCAAAGGGAUUUCUUGGAUUUGACCGCGACUGCCAGGCCAAGUAUGGAGACGUCUGGGGGUUGUAUGAAGGACGGACGCCGUUGUUAAUGGUGGCAGACCUUGAGAUUAUUAAAAGUGUGAUGGUGAAGGAAUGCUACACCGCCUUCACCAACCGCAGGGACAGUCCUUUAAUGAACGGGCCGAUGGAUGACGCAGUUACAGUAGUGAAAGACGAAAGGUGGAAACGACUUCGGAGCACAAUAUCUCCAUGCUUCACCAGUGGGAGACUCAAACAGGCUUAUCCUCUUGUAGCUCGCUAUGCAGACCGACUUGUUGAAAAACUUGGACGCACAAAUUUGGAUGAGGCCGUCGAUGUCAAAAAACUUAUGGCUCCUUACAGCUUAGACGUGGUGACCAGUGCAUCUUUCAGUGUGGAGACAGACUCCAUCAACAACCCAGACGACCCCGUCAAUGUUCAUAUGCAGAAGAAUCUAAACUUCAAAUUAUGGCCCUUUUUUUUUCUAAUGGUGUUUCCGUUUGCUGCUCGUCUGCUGGAUCUUCUAAAGGUUGAGAUAAUGCCCAAAGCCAGUGUAGAUUUUUUCUACAACCUCAUCAAGAAGUUCAAAGAUGAGCAUAAGACAGAUGAAUCUACUCGAGGAGACUUUCUGCAGGUGAUGAUUCAGAACGAGAUACCAGAGUCGGACGUAAAGAACGAACACGAACAGCCCAGUAAAGGUUUGACCGAACGCGAGAUCCACUCCCAGGCCUUCAUCUUCAUCUUCGGUGGCUAUGAUACCACCAGUACCACUCUCUCUUACAUCUUCUACAAUCUGGCCACGAACCCUGAUGCGAUGCAGAAGCUGCAUGAAGAAAUCGAUGCCAGCCUGCAGAAAGAUGCUUCCAUUUCCUACGAGGAGCUGAACGGUCUUCAGUACCUGGACCAGGUUAUUAUUGAGUCAAUGCGUUUGCUUCCCACUGCGCCUCGGCUUGAGAGGAAAUGCAAAAAAACUGUGGAGAUCAACGGCAUCACCAUCCCUGAAGGAGCUAUGGUUGCGAUUCCUGUGCACCUGCUGCAAAAGGACCCACGCUAUUGGAGGUCACCUGAGCUUUUCAGGCCAGAGAGGUUUGACAAAGACAGCGGGGAGGAGGUGAACCAAUACGCAUACAUGCCGUUUGGUCUGGGCCCUCGUAACUGUGUUGGGAUGCGCUACGCUAUCCUCGUCAUGAAGAUGGUUAUUGUCCGUGUCCUUCAGAAUUACACUUUGGAAACCUGCAAGGAAACCAUAAUUCCGCUGCAGUUUAACUGGGCGUUUCGGCCGCUGAAGCCAAUACAGCUCAAGAUUGUUCCCAGAAAACAAUAAUCCAAGAGGGAAGAUCUCCACAGAUAU